This is a messenger RNA of Naegleria lovaniensis, 2379 nucleotides long. RefSeq lists its product as uncharacterized. NCBI's taxonomy places the organism in Eukaryota, Heterolobosea, Eutetramitea, Acrasida, Naegleriidae. The transcript is spliced from 2 exons. The record is from RefSeq and is a predicted model, not a curated record. Bases 1 to 2379 code for a protein of 792 amino acids.
AUGUUCAAACAACAUCAAAAACAGUCCGCGUUGAAACCCAUGUCCAACACGUUGAAGGCUUCAAACAAGAGGCUUUCGGAAGAUGAAGAGCUUGAAGAUUUACCUCCAUUGCUGGAGCAAGAAGAUGAUGAACAAGAUGAUGAUUCACCUCCUCCACUUCUAGAUGACGACGAGUGUGAUUUGCCUCCACUUCUAGAUGAUGACGAAGAGGAUGACUCCGAUUCUCCUCCACCACUUCUGGAUGAUGACGAUGAAGAAACAUUGCAUGUAAAACCUGUAAAUUCAAUUAAUCAAAAGGCUUUGAGCUCACUCACGAAACAGAAAACUCCACAAAUGGUGCACACUUCGCCACAUGUUCCAAAAGUGUCAACCUCACAAACAAGAGACCAUGACGAUUUACCUGCUCUCUUAACCGACGAUGAGGAAACAACAGAUGAAGAAGACAAUACUGAGGACUUGCCACCUCUGGAAGAAGACGAUAUAGAGGACGAAGAAGAAGAAGAAGAAGAUUACUUUUUAGACGAGGACAGUGAUCAAGAAAUGACCUCAAGUAGUGACUCGGACGAUGAGCGAUUUUUCAUGCGUGAAACACCAGAACGACGCAAGCCUGUCUUUGACAUGCCUUUCAAACCUCAACCAUUCUCCACAAUUCCCAAUUUCCAAGCGGACCCGGCCACAGAAGAAAAAAGGCGAAAAGAAUGGGAGGAAUACAACCAAAAAAAGAGGGAAGAGAAAUUAAGACGAGAAAAUCUUAAAAAGAAAAAACAAGAACUCCAAGAAAAGCAAACAAAAGCUGCCACCGCUGACAAUGUACCACCACCAUUGCCAACAAACAAGCCUACCUCAGAAGCAGUUAAUGAGGCUCCAAUCGAAUUAGGUAGCUGCUUAAACUGUACACUUGGAAACAAAACUAUAACGAAUAAGGAUGAAUAUUACGUUUGCACAUGCUCCAACAAGUGCAAGCUGCAAUUCCACAAAAAUUGUUGGCUCAAAUUUUACCGAGCCAAUCGUGCGAGUGACAAAUCUGUCGCAUGCCCAACUGAAGCAUGUGGUGGUUACAUUGAAGAUUUAUUUUUGUACGAUAGAGAAGAACAAAAAACGAGAACCAAAUGCCCUGCUCCUAGCAUCUCCUCGUCAACACGACAGCCACCAAAGAAGAAGAGCGAAUUAUUCAAGGCAACCACUGCAAGUGAAGAAAGUAGCAGUCAAACUUCCAAGAAGAAAAAGAAAGAUAAGAGCGAAAAAUUCUCAGUUCAACAGCAAGCAGAACUCAUCGAUGAUACCACGGCUAAUGCUACUGCCACAGAUACUUGCACAGCUGAGACUGAGCCUUCCAAUACUACCACGUCAACAAGUGCCACCGCUUCAACUACUUCCACCACUACGACCACAGAUACUAGCACAAGUGAAACAUUUGAUGAGAGUCAAAUUAAAGUCUCGGUUAUUGGAGGCAAGUUAGCGAAAGCUGUAGAGAAGAAGAAACUUAUGGAUAGAGCUUUGGAAGAAACGGAAAAACGUAAGAAAAAACACUUGUACAAGAGAACUGACUUUUCCAUCAAAGCUGGUAAUGACGUAGGCAUUAUAGUUGAAAUUGAGCCCAUGCGAAAAGUACUGACUGAAUACGGUUACAAGAAAUGCAACAAGGAAGAGUUUCAAUUGGGAGAUUUGAUACAAUUCCAAAUUGAGGAAGGAAAUGACUAUGUGCGAAAUAUAGAAUUGAUCGAACAACUUGAGACGGUACCUGAAAACUUCUCUGAUCUUCAUGAACAACUUAAAGAAAAUCUCAAAAUCAUUAAGGAAAGAUUUGGUGUGGGCAUUGUUUUCAAAUUUCGGUCUUCCAAAAAGAAAAAGUCCACCACAACCUCCACAAGCAAACAACAGAAAAAGUCCACCAAUAAGGCUACCUCUGAUCUUCAGCAACAAGAUGGUUCUGUCGACUACUCUGUGGCCUCAUCAUCGUCAGGCAAUGCUAUGAAUACUCAGACGACGGCGAUAUCGCCAAAGACUUCUGAAGACUCCUCAAGGCAAGGUAGAAACGUUGCAAUCUCAAACCAAGAAGGCAGACAAAUAUUUACCAUGGAAAAUGUCUCUGAAUUUUCUUCACCCUCCUCUGCAGGCUCUCCGUGGUGCCUUGGAAUAAUUUCAGAGAAGAAGGAAACGUUUGGUAAGGUUCAAGUUUCGCUUUUUGCAUCAUCAGUUCCAUUAGCUUUGCAGCAGCAAGAGACCUACUUUUUCCACAAGAUGAAUGUGAAUAAGCGAUCAGUAGAUGCUCAAUGUGGUGAUUUUGUUAUAUUCACGAUUAAUGAACAGAAUAAGGCCGUCACCAAUAUUCAUGUCAUAUCCAAUGACUUGUAUGAACAUUAUCUCACAUCAAAUUAA